Nezara viridula (southern green stink bug) is the source of this 1469-nucleotide messenger RNA. The record is from the annotation of a GenBank genome assembly. NCBI's taxonomy places the organism in Eukaryota, Metazoa, Arthropoda, Insecta, Hemiptera, Pentatomidae.
AACAUGUGAUGAUAUUCUUUCUUGCUUUGAGGUUAUAUUCGUAUAUAUUUUCCAGUAUAUCUAAAAAUAAAUAUCGAAAUUCAUUUAUUUUACUGCGCUUCCAAAUUUUUAGUCAUGCCAAGCUCUGCCGACAUUUCCAAGCUAAUUGCCGAUGCUGAUGAAAAUGAGGGUGAUUCCGAUGUCCGUUUUAGUACUGUUGGUGAGUACAACAAGUCUGUUUUUGCAGCGAGCGUCAAUGGGUAUAAGGACAUGAUGAUGUUAUCAUUGGUUCCUAAAGACCCUUAUCCAUCGGAUGACUCUAUUUUCGAAAUGAAAGAUGUCAUCGAAAACCUGAUGUGUCAUCCGAAAGGGAUAUUUUUAUAUGAUGAUGAACCUCGAGCAAUUGGGCUUAUACUCGCUUCUUUAGACCUAAUGAAUACAAUAAAAAACAGAAAGACGAUGUAUAGUGCCUUUCUAGACGCCAUGGAGCCGACCCAUAUUUCCGGAGUAAUAUUGUCUGAGGAAAUACUGGAUUAUAGUGUAGAGCCUUCAGUCUCACUCCUCGAUACUCUGUCUUCGAAGGGAGUCCUGUUCGGGGUUCGUGUGGACAAAGGUGUCGGCCCUCUCUCUGGAAAAUAUCGAGACGAGUGCAGAACUGAUGGCCUAGACCAAUUAGUUCAAAGGCUUUCCUCUUAUAAGAAAGUGGGUUGCAAGUUUGCCAAAUGGCGGAGUGUGUUUCGAAUCAGUGAUACCACUCCUUCUCAUUUGGCCUUAUCUGUAAAUUGUAACGCUAUAGGAAAGUUUUCUGCCAUAACACAAAGCCUUAGCUUGGUACCAAUUAUUGAAAUUGAACUCAUCAGUUUCAAGACUUCUUUUAUAAUUGAGCAAUCCGCGAAAAUUCUAGAAAAGGUUCUUAUCGCCGUUGUCAAAACAUUGUCUGAUUUCAACAUUUCCAUCGAGACUACUAUAAUUCAGACAUCGAUGCCGCAUUGCACUAUUGGUUGCCGUACUGGCAAGAUCACGACAAAAUAUUUGGCCCAAACAUUUUUGAACUGCUUGAAGAGAUCCUUGCCCACUGCUACGGGCGGAGUUAGCAUCCUUUCCGGGAACAUGAGUGAGGACUUGGCUAGUGUGACUUUUUCUACCCUGAUGUAUAUUAAAGACAAAUAUUCACCUUGGCCGAUAACGUUUGCGUUCGGAAAAGCUCUGACCCACUCAGCCAUCCAGGUCUGGGACCAAGAAGCUUGCAAAGAUGCCCAGGACCAGUUCAGAAAGAGAGUGGCCGCCAACGCCUUGGCUAGGACUGGUCGCUACAAAUCUGGUGCCGCUGUAACGGUGGCGAUGCAUGAUGAUCUUCCCAUGGAUGAAUUGGUUCAUUAAUAAUUAUUUUUUUUAUCCUUCAGAAAAAUGUAUGAUCAGAGUAGUUGUUUUAUGAUUAGACUUAAUGAAUUAUUAAGGUGAAAAUUAAAAAAAUCAUGAUUCUGCCUUUA